Cantharellus anzutake is the source of this 651-nucleotide messenger RNA. RefSeq lists its product as uncharacterized. The transcript is spliced from 4 exons. Lineage: Eukaryota; Fungi; Basidiomycota; Agaricomycetes; Cantharellales; Hydnaceae. The record is from RefSeq and is a predicted model, not a curated record. The coding region runs from base 1 to 651 and encodes 216 amino acids.
AUGCCCCCAAAGCGGAAACACAUUGACACAGAUGUCAACACAACAUCUGAAGCUCCGAUCAACGGCAGCAAACGACAUCGACCUCCCAAAGGAGGACCCACUCAUGCAGCCACCGCUCCUACUGAGACACCAUCUGAGCGGGCUACUUGGAGGUCCCAUGAUGAGGCAGAGCUCAUCCACCAUCUUCUUGAAGUUAAGCGCGCAGGUGGUACUUCUAAUAUUGGCUUCAAGGACAAGGUCUGGAAUGGUGCCUCAGCGCACUUACUUGAGCAGUGUGGGACAGUCUUCAAGCCUAGUGCAUGCAAGAACAAAUAUGGCAAGUUAAAACAGAUAUAUUGGGCAGUCAAACGGCUCUCGGAACAGUCAGGCUUCCCCUGGAGUAAUGAAAAUGGUGCUGAUCUAGGACCGGAAGAGGAGCAAUUAUGGAUUGAUUUUGUUGCGGAGUGGCCUCUGGCUGCUCCAUUCCGUCAAAAAGGGUGGCCACUCUUUGAUGAGAUGGCAGAGAUUAAUCCUAAGUGCGCAACUGGACGCCAAGCAUUCCGCGCAACCAAGAUGCCGGAGCCUGAAAGCGAGGACACUGAACCCACUGCUGAUGAACCAAAGGAUGCUGACAAAACCGAGAAUUGGUCAUGUACCCCCUCCCCUGAAUGA